Phycomyces blakesleeanus NRRL 1555(-) is the source of this 1623-nucleotide messenger RNA. RefSeq lists its product as hypothetical. Lineage: Eukaryota; Fungi; Mucoromycota; Mucoromycetes; Mucorales; Phycomycetaceae. The record is from RefSeq and is a predicted model, not a curated record. The transcript has 9 exons. The coding region runs from base 1 to 1623 and encodes 540 amino acids.
AUGAGUAAGGAUGGCUGCCGCAUCUGCCACAUUGUGAGUCAAUCUUCUGGCCAUGGCCAAUAUUUCCGAAUGCCAUCUGCCAUCACCAUGCGCACACCGGAAAGUUUCAAGCACUUUGAUGAGGUGACCUCAUCCAGCAAAAAAGGGUUAACUGACCAAUCUCCCUUCUCCUUACUGGAUUCCUUCUCUGGUCCGUUCUUCUUUGCAUUGGAUGAAAUGCAUGGCAUUUGCCACGGCAUUGGCAAACAGGUCUGGGGGCUCGUGUGUGGCAAGUAUGGAAAAGAUCAUCCUCUCUCUCUCUCCCUUGCUGCUCAGAAAGAAAUUGGUACUGCCAUGGUGUCAACCAGAAGAAGUAUUCCGACAUCUUUCCACAGUGCAUGGAUCAACAUUGCAACAAGAUCAGGGUACUUCUGGGCUGUGGACUGGGCUGACUUCAUCUUGUUUGUUAUUCCCACGCUUGUGGCAGAGCGUGUCCGUGACCAAGCUGCCCAUAAGGCAUUGCUUGAUCUGGUGCAGACAUGCAACCUACUCAUGAACUGGGAGUUAUCAGCAGAGGAGAAAACCUUAAUCAAAAUAAAUCUCGUCGCAUGGAAUGCGUAUCUGGAAGCCUCACUAGCUAAAGGAGAGGUCCAGCUCAAGGUCUUUACGAUCAACCAGUACCUCCUGCAGCACUAUCCCGCAAUGAUAGAAGCAUAUGGUCCCCCAGAGCGUAUAAGUAAUUUGGCAAUUGGAAGCAAUGCUGGCAACAUCAUGCUUGACUUGACACAGAUUCGACAGAUGAGAGUUGAAAAUUCAAUAACGGCAACAGCAACAGUAACAGCAACAACUCUCCUUCAGUAUGACAAUCCCUCUGCUGGUAGUAAUGUUGGUACUGAUUCUGACAUUGAGUUCUGGGGGCCUUUGAGGAACAGAACAAUUGUUGAUAGUUUUGGAGGCAUUUCUUGUCUUCCAGAGCUUCUUCAAAAGUUCUACGAAUCAAAGGGGGAAGAGUGUAGUAUGAUUGAAGCAGCCAUUAAAACAAGCCGUAAGGCAUUUGUAAAUGGUUGUGUUAUUGACUCUGCACUCGACCAUAAUUGUGUAAGAGAGGCACAUAACGUCAGACUUCAGGUUCAGGUUGAUGAAAACCGCAACAUUGGUAUACCAGCAAUCAACAAUGGGCAAAUGAAGCCAAUGGUAGUUCACCUGGCAGAUGUCAAAGAAUUAGUUGGUUUGGUGAAGUCGGACGCGACUAUAAACACAAUAACAACAACAGCAACAACAUAUGUAGUGUGGCCAGAGCUUAACCGCAGCCCAAAACUGUCACUUGGCCAAAAACAAAGUCACAAAUACAAAAAACCGCCCCUAUUUGUUGUAGUGAUAGAAGCAGAAUUUUGCUUAAAGACCAUAAGCUCAAAGAAACAGAUGACUAACUAUUUACUCCUCACUUGCAGAGAUUUGGCUGCCUUUUAUUGCAAAUGCCUUAAUAGAGUCAAAGCUUUUCUCGAAAUUCAAAUCUUUAUGCUCUUUGGGUUUAUUGACAUUUCUGGCACCAGGUCUCUUGGAUUAGCUAGACAUAGUAGUUUGCAGCAAACUGAUCACGUAAUUUACAGUGGUAUGGAUAUACUGGUGUGCUACUGCCUGUGA